AUAACAGCCAUGAGCGGAAAGAUCAUCUUCUACGAGGAUCGUGACUUCCAGGGUCGAUCAUAUGAGUGCAACGGCGACUGCUCGGAGCUCAGCUCCCACCUGAGCCACUGCCACUCUGUCCGCGUGGAGAACGGUGCCUUUGUGGUAUACGACCAUCCCAACUUUGUUGGACGCCAGUACCUUCUGAGGAAGGGGGUGUAUCCUGAGUACCAGCGCUUGAUGGGCUUUAGGGACUGUAUCAGAUCCUGUAGAAUGAUCCCUAUGUACAAGGGCUACUACAGAAUGAAGAUCUACGAGAAAGAGAACUUCGGAGGUGAGAUGAAUGAGGUGAUGGAUGACUGUGAAUCUAUCCAGGACAAAUACAGCAUGACCAACAUCCUGUCCUGUCACGUGAUGGACGGCCACUGGCUGAUGUACGAGCAGCCACGCUACAGAGGCAGGAUGGCGUACCUGAGGCCAGGAGAUUACAGGAGCUUCAGAGACAUGGUUCUCGACAGCAUACAGUUUACCUCUAUCAAGCGAAUCAUGGAUUAUUAA
This is a messenger RNA of Pygocentrus nattereri (red-bellied piranha), 537 nucleotides long. Its product is annotated as gamma-crystallin M3-like. The transcript has 3 exons. The coding region runs from base 10 to 537 and encodes 175 amino acids. Gene Ontology annotation, biological process: visual perception; lens development in camera-type eye. Lineage: Eukaryota; Metazoa; Chordata; Actinopteri; Characiformes; Serrasalmidae. Gene Ontology annotation, molecular function: structural constituent of eye lens. The record is from RefSeq and is a predicted model, not a curated record.